Messenger RNA from Sesamum indicum (sesame), 1791 nucleotides. It is a transcript of the gene GCP1, whose product is annotated as glycoprotease 1. The record is from RefSeq and is a predicted model, not a curated record. Gene Ontology annotation, cellular component: mitochondrion. Gene Ontology annotation, biological process: tRNA threonylcarbamoyladenosine modification. NCBI's taxonomy places the organism in Eukaryota, Viridiplantae, Streptophyta, Magnoliopsida, Lamiales, Pedaliaceae.
UACAAAGCAAAACCUUGUGGCUAUCUGUCAAACACACUCUCCUCUCCUCUCUCUCUCUCUCUCGCAUGGCGUCUUUAAUAUCCAGUCUGUCUUCCACGAUUUCCCGCCUAACCCUUCUUCGCAAGCCCUCACUGCACUUCCCCGUCAAAACUCUCCGAAAAUUUGAAGUCGACCGCAAAAGGAGGGGGCCCAUAUCGCCUUUUCUCCAUGUUUCGACUAAUUAUGAUUUUGCCCACUUUUCGUCUUGCCCAAAAGCCAAAAGCAUGAACGCAUUAGGCCAAGAUGAAGAGUUAGUUGUUCUGGGUAUUGAAACUAGCUGUGACGACACUGCCGCAGCAGUAGUUCGAAGCAAUGGUGAAAUUCUUAGCCAAGUUGUGUCUUCUCAGGCAGAUCUGCUUGUCCGGUAUGGAGGAGUGGCUCCUAAAAUGGCAGAGGAAGCACAUUCGCUAGUGAUUGAUCAGGUAGUGCAGGAGGCUCUUGAUAAAGCUAAAGUAACUGAGGAGGAUCUUUCUGCAGUUGCUGUUACAAUUGGUCCUGGGUUAAGCCUUUGUCUACGUGUUGGUGUGAGAAAAGCACGGAAAGUAGCUGGUACUUAUGCUUUACCCAUUGUUGGUGUCCAUCACAUGGAAGCUCAUGCUUUGGUAGCAAGGUUAGUGGAAAGAGAGUUACAGUUUCCUUUCAUCGCCUUGCUUAUCUCAGGAGGCCAUAAUCUUCUUAUUCUUGCUCGUGAUGUUGGCCAUUAUAUACAACUUGGGACCACAAUAGAUGAUGCAAUUGGAGAGGCAUAUGACAAGACAGCAAAAUGGCUUGGUCUUGAUAUGAGGAAAAGCGGAGGCCCUGCUGUUGAGGAGCUGGCUCGAGAGGGUGAUGAAAACUUUGUCAAAUUUAAGGUCCCUAUGAAACAGCAUAAAGACUGCAACUUCUCAUACGCAGGUCUCAAGACUCAAGUGAGGCUGGCAAUUGAAUCCAAAAAUAUCGAUGCUUCAAUCCCCAUUGCCUCAGCUAGUAGUGAAGACAGAAGAGCUCGGGCUGAUAUUGCUGCUUCUUUCCAGCGAGUUGCAGUAUUGCAUUUAGAAGAAAAGUGUGAACGAGCAGUUGAAUGGGCAAUGAAGAUGGAGCCUUCUAUUAAGCAUUUGGUGGUAUCUGGAGGUGUUGCAUCUAAUCAGUAUGUCAGGUCUCGGCUUAAUAAGAUAGUGGAAAAGCACGCACUGCAACUUGUUUGCCCUCCUCCCAGCCUCUGUACUGACAAUGGUGUAAUGAUUGCUUGGACCGGCAUUGAGCAUUUCCAGAUGGGAAGAUAUGAUCCUCCGCCACCUGCAUGUGAACCUGAGGAUGCCAUGCUUGAUCUUCGACCAAGAUGGCCGUUGGGCGAAGAGUAUGCUGAAGGAAAAAGUGAAGCUCGAUCAUUGAAAACGGCUAGGGUUCAUCCAUCACUAACCUCUCUCAUUCAAGCAUCCACACAAAAAACGUCUUAAAGAAAAGCUCACAGCUCGCCUUUCCAAUGGCAUAUGGGGGAAGACUUGAUCUUUUGUUCCCAAAUUAAGCCAGCAUUUUUGAAUCAAAUAUCAAAUGCAUGCUUUAGUAUAGAUGAAACAUAGGGCCAUUGUAAAACAGUGAACAGGAUUUUGCUAUUUGUGGAUAACUAAUGCUGUAUACGUGCAAGACUGUAGAGUUGCAGGGGGUAAUUUAAUUGGUUUGAUUUCCAUCACCCCUUUUCCUUUAAAAAACUGUAGAGUUUCUGUACGGAUAUGACUAAUAUUUUCUUUCUGAAAUACAUUGCUAUAAUUUAUA